AUGUCAUCAGUAUUAAUUAUAUCUAAAUUUGAAGACUUAAGUGAUGAUAUAUUAAUGGAUGUAUUUGAUUUACUUGAUCCAGCUGUUUAUAUAUAUCAUUCAUUUUUUAAUUUAAAUCAACGUUUAAAUCGAAUAAUAAAUGAUUCACGUUUAUUAAUUUCACUUGAUUUAAGUCAUUUAAUAAAUCCAUCUAAUUUUGCUUAUCAUUGUCAAAUAAUGUUACCUAAUAUGUCGAAACAAUUAAUAUCAUUACGUUUAUCAAAUGAACAUAAAUUAUAUGAACAAAUAAAAAUAUUUCUUUUAAAUAUACGUUUAGGAAAUUUUCAUGCUUUACGUCAAUUAUCUCUUAUACAAAUAACAUUUGAUCAAUUAAGACGAAUGCUUGCUGAUAUUUUAUCUUUAAAUAAACUUAUACGACUUGAUAUUGAUAUGUUUGAUGGAUCUGGAACUAGUCUUAAUGAACUUAAUCUUAUAGCAAAUACAUUAUUAAGUAAAUCAAAUUCAAUUAAAUCUUUAUCUCUUCGUUUCAAUCGUGAAUUUAUAAUAUCUGAAACUGCUUCAUCCUCAUUAAAUCAUCUGACUAUUGAUGCUUGUUUUACAUCUGAUAUACCACAAUUAUUAUCUCUUUGUUCAUAUCUUCAUUCAUUAACUAUUAAAGUUGAACAAUCACGUCGUCGAUAUCCUCUUCUUAAUAUAAUCAAUUCUGAUCACCAACUUCAACGACAUAAUUUAUCAUCAAUAAUUUGUUCUUAUUUAACAUAUUUUUCAAUUGAUUUAAAUGAUUUAACAUUAUCUGAUGUAAAAUUAAUUCUUUCAACAAUGCCAUAUUUAUGUCAUUUUCGUAUUGAAGGUCUUACAUAUGAUAUAGAUUUUUCUCGAGGUGAUUUAUGGCAAAAGAUAUUUGAAAAUGAAACUAAAAAAAUAAAACGAUUCGAUAUAACUGGUUUACGUAUAUGGUUAGGUAAUAAUGCUGAUGAUGAUGAUGAUAAUCUUAAUUUAAUUAAUCAAAUAAUUCAUUCAUUUGGUUCAAAAGAUAAAUAUUGGGGAAAAUAUUGGUCUGUAUAUCAAACACAUAAACUUCGACCAAAUCAUCUUAAUUUAACAUUACAUGCUAAAAUUCUCUAA
Rotaria sp. Silwood1 is the source of this 1125-nucleotide messenger RNA. Lineage: Eukaryota; Metazoa; Rotifera; Eurotatoria; Philodinida; Philodinidae. The record is from the annotation of a GenBank genome assembly.